AUGGCGCCGCCGCCGCCCAACCCCAAGCCCGCCACUCCCCCCGACUCUUCCACCAGCAAGAAGAAGGUCACCCCCGCGGAGGUCGCCUUCCUCGUCGACCGCUACCUCGCCGACAACGGCUUCAACGCCGCUCUCGCCGCAUUCCGCUCCGACGCCGGGCGCAUCUACAGCCCCACCAAGAAGACGCCCAAGAGGCCCCCCAUGCCGCUCGCAGACAUCCUCAACGACUACAUCGAGCUCAAGGGGGCCAGCGUCGCCAUCGAAUCCGCCAUGCGCGCCAUGCAAUCUCUCGUCUCCACCUACUACGCCUCCUCCUCCUCGUCGUCCACUCCGCCGCCUGUUCCGCCCCACGUCAAUAUGAAUAUGAACAUGAUGAUGAUGCCUCCCCUUCCCCCGCCUCACGCCGUCACCGGUGCCCAGCCGUCAUCGCCGCCGCUCGUCCCGCCGCUCUUCUUCGCGCCCAAUUCUUCGUCGCCUCCGUCCCAAGGAACCGCCGGACAUGCCUCGCCUCUCAUUCAUCACUACGCUCAUGCAUCCACCGCGGUUCUCGUCCACAACUCCUCCACAGAUCUGUCCACCCCAGUUUCCACCUCUCUGCCCACUAAUAAAAAGAGGAAGGCUUCAAAGUCUUCAGGGAAGACCACCGCUUCAGCCUCCAAGAGAUCCUGCAUUGCUCCUGCUACAACCACCGAUGCAAAAGGUAGAGCUGUACCUGUAGCCUCUCAUCUGUCGAAGGAUCAGAAGAUGGCUUCUGCUGCCCGACCAACUUCUGCUCAACAUCCAGCUAUGGCAAAGCUUCCACUCCAAACUUCAUCUGUUGCAAAGAGCUUAUUCAGGCCACUUCCACCUCUAGCCCACUCUUCUCCAUAUACGCCGCAACAAAGCAAUCCUGUACAAGAUCAGCCUGCUGCUUAUCCAUCUGCAACUCCAGUGUCUGCCGUUGCAAAUGCUCAUGCCCAACAGGACAUUGGCUCCUCCCAAUGCUCUAUAGUUUCUUCCAAGACUCUCAUUGUCAGUCCUCUCAAAGGGAGCGCGUACUAUGCUGUUGAGAGGAGUUACCAUGUCAGCUCCCCCUUGAAAUCAACCAUCCGCAGCUCCCCCUUGAAACCAACCACCCGCAGCUCCCCCUUGAAACCAACCACCCGCAAGUUGGACUUCGAUUGUACCGAGCCAGGUCCCAGUGAUCAGAUUUGUGACAAGAUCUCUACCUCCUCUGACGAAGACAAGCAAUAUGACUUUGAUAUCGAUUUCACAAAUUUUGAUAUAUGUGAUGGUGAAUUUUCGUUUUCUGAGCUCCUGCUUGACUUUGAUCUUGACAACGAAGGUGUUCUGAACACUUCCACAAGUGCUGAAGUUCAAAGACUAGAGCCUGUUGCUACUAGUGGUCAUAUGGCAGCAGAUCCUGUUCUACCUGAUUCAGUGAAGCCAGUGGCAGCAGAUUCCGCUGAAGAUUUGAAUCCACAAGGAGCAACCUCUGUUACUUCUGUCAGGGCUAUUACAAAGAGGAUAAAGAUUGUUAGCCCUGUCAAGGGCCGGGCAGCUUCUUAG
This is a messenger RNA of Miscanthus lutarioriparius, 1548 nucleotides long. The record is from the annotation of a GenBank genome assembly. NCBI's taxonomy places the organism in Eukaryota, Viridiplantae, Streptophyta, Magnoliopsida, Poales, Poaceae.